CGUAUUCGGAUAUUAUCUUCAAUUAUCAGUAUUUCUCUCUUCUUCUUUUUUUAUAUAAUAUAUACUCCAUAGCAAUGAAAAAUCCAGGAGAAACAAGAGUUGAAUAGACACAAAAGAAGAAACAGCCAAACCAAAGAGGAAUUAGAGUUGAAGGAAGAGGGAUGACACACGCCAGUGAGAUUACAAUUCCAUUGCUUCUUCAAACUGAAAAAGAUGAGAUAGAAGAAGGGAGGAAAGUGGAUCAUAUAAUCGACCUAAAUGAUUUAGACAAUUUGUCUAUUAAAUCGUGGACGAUUUCCAAAGUAAAGGUGUGGCUACGUGAAUCAAAUCCAGAUGCUUAUACACCAAAGAUGGUCUCUAUUGGUCCUUACCAUAAGAAAAAUCCUCAACUUGAUUCAAUGGAAAAGUACAAAAAAUUGUACCUAAGACGAUUUCUUCAACGAAAAGAGGGGCUUAAUGUGGAAAGUUGCAUUAGUGAAAUGGUGAAACUGAAGAAGGAAGCACUAGAGUGUUACGACGAUAUGAAAGACAUAGAUACUAAAAUGUUGUUGCUUGAUGGUUGUUUUGUCGUUGAGUUUAUUCGAGAGCGUUCUCCAAAAGGAGAAGACAAAAUUAUCAAUAUUAAUGAUUAUUACAUAUGCCGAGACUUGUUGUUACUAGAAAACCAACUUCCUUUCUUUGUCCUAGACCAACUUUAUCUCAUGACAAAGCAAGAUGAUGAUGAACCAUUGGCAAUAUUGGCAAAUGAUACAUUUAAUUAUUUUGGUGGCUUGCCAAUAGUGAUCCCUGAAUCCUUUAGUGAGACAGAAUAUAAUGCAGGAACUAUCAAACAUUUACUUCAUCUACUACACAUAUUUUCAUGUCAUGGGAAUACCAUGAAAAAGUCAAACGAUUACAAAACAAUGGAAAUGGUCAUGCCAAAUGCAACAGAGCUUUCCGAAGCUGGAGUUAGCUUUGCAAAGGACAGUAAUAUGAAAAGUUUAUUCGAUAUAAAGUUCGAGAGGGGAUUGAUGACAAUCCCUUGUUUUCGAGUGGAAGAUGAUACGGAAACCAUCCUGCGAAAUCUCAUUGCUUAUGAGCAACAAUCAUCUGAUGUACAUCCUAUAUAUUUCAGUGAUUACGCAAGUUUCAUGGAUCAACUUAUAGACUCAGACAAAGAUGUGAAUUUGCUUCGCCAAAAAGGAAUCAUAGUGAACUAUUUAGGAGAGGACAAAGAAGUGGCUAGCCUCUUCAACAAAAUCGGAAAGGGGGUCACUACGUAUCGCGACUUCUAUUACAAAGAUGAAUUCAAAAAAGCAAAUAAACAUUGUGAAAAAACAUGGAACAGAACGAUGGCAAGUUUGAUGCAUAAUUAUUUUAGUAGUCCUUGGGUAGGAGCUUCAACUGUGGCGGCCAUUAUAUUCCUCAUACUCACAGCUAUACAAACUAUUCUAGCUUUCACAGGUUCCGUUAUGUAAGUAGUAAUUAUUUCAAUUCUAGUGUUGAUGAGCUUACGAGUUUUUCAUGUCCCCCUUGUGUAAUGGGUUUUAUAGUUGAAUGCUAAUUUAAUUAGUUUAUUUCAAGUAUCUAUACAUGUCACCUCCCACAAAGCCAGCACAUUAAAAUCUCAAAACAAAUCCCCUGCCCCUUUUAUUUGCAUUCAUAACAUCAGCCAAAAACACCCCAUAUAAACAAUAAUACUAUCCUCAACACAUCUAUUUUAGUGAAACAGGGCAUAUUGUCAAUUUUUGGAUCAGAUUCUCAGA
Molecule: messenger RNA, 1745 nt
Organism: Solanum dulcamara
Lineage: Eukaryota; Viridiplantae; Streptophyta; Magnoliopsida; Solanales; Solanaceae
Product: putative UPF0481 protein At3g02645
Exons: 3
Coding region: 162-1457 (431 amino acids)
Source: RefSeq, a predicted model, not a curated record